AUGUUUGCUGGUACACAACAUGCGCUGCAUCUUCUAUCAGAGGAUGACCUACUCCAGAGUUUCUAUACCCUUGCGGAUGCUUGGGACUACAAUGAAUUUAUUCAGCUCAUCGGUCACACAAACCCACGCCUGCGGAUGCUGGAAGUUGGCGCUGGGACCGGCACUACAACAUUCAGAGUACUGAAAGCGUUACGCUCCCCUUUUGGAGAACGCCUUUACCACAUCUACACUGUCUAUGCGACCUCGGCCAUGGCAUUGGUUGAGAAGGCAAAUCUGCAACGGGGACAGUCGAUCCUCAUUCACUCCGCGUGUGGGGGAGUUGGCCAUGCUGCUAUCCAGGUUGCCCAGAUGAUAGGCGCCAAGAUCUACUGCGUGAUGGAGGCCACCAACGGCCGAGGAGUGGAUGUGGUUCUCAACUCAUUGCCCGGUGACCUUCUCUACGCCUCGUGGACAUGUGUCGCCGAGUUUGGAGUCAUGGUCGAGAUUGGCAUCCGUGAUUUCCGUCGCAAGGCCAAGCUGUCUAUGGAGCUUUUCGAAGCGAAUCGAACCUUCGCUGGACUUGAACUGAAGGGAAUAUGGCGUGUCCGACCCUGGAUGGUGACCGAGGUUCUCAAACGCUGUGUCGACUGGAUCGAGGCUGGAGUGAUAACGCCCGAUCCGAUCUCGAACAUCUUUCCGGCCGCGCAUAUCCACGAGGCCUUCCGCUUCAUGUAG
Aspergillus uvarum CBS 121591 is the source of this 714-nucleotide messenger RNA. RefSeq names its product NAD(P)-binding protein. The transcript is spliced from 5 exons. Gene Ontology annotation, biological process: fatty acid biosynthetic process; secondary metabolite biosynthetic process. Lineage: Eukaryota; Fungi; Ascomycota; Eurotiomycetes; Eurotiales; Aspergillaceae. Gene Ontology annotation, molecular function: oxidoreductase activity; fatty acid synthase activity. The record is from RefSeq and is a predicted model, not a curated record. Bases 1 to 714 code for a protein of 237 amino acids.